AUGGAAAUUGAAGAUAUUACUAAUAUGAAUGUUGAAAUUGAAGAUCCAGAUGAUUGUGUAGAAGUUGAAGAACAAAAAGAUCCACAAAAGUCACUGAAACGCAAAAGGAAGUUGAGAUCACAGGUAUGUGAUCAUUUUGAUCGUUUGGUUAUCAAGAAUACAAAUGGUGAGAAUGUAAUCAAAGCAAAGUGCAAAUAUUGUGAAGUUCUAAUCAAUUCUGACAGCAAGUAUGGGACAGGUCAUCUAAAACGUCAUACUACAAAUUGUGUUAGGAAAAACACACGUGACAUAGGUCAAAUGCUUAUCGGUGGUGAGAAUGGAUCUAUGUUAAUGAGGUCUAGCAAAUUUAGUGAAGAAAAGUUCCGGGAGUUACUAAUAUCUGCAAUUGUUAUGCAUAAUAUGCCAUUAUCUUUUGUGGAAUAUGGUGGUUUUCGAACUGUUUUCUCUUACUUGAAGGAUGAUGUGCCUACUAUUUCUAGGAACACUGCUAAAGCUGAUAUGGUUAAAUUGCACCAAAGAGAAAAGAAUAAGAUAAAAUUCAUGCUUGAUGAAACACCUGGUAGGAAAUUGGAUUUUGCAAAAAAGAAUCUUGAAUUUUCUUAUAUGCCACCUCCACAUAAUGGUAUUGCAUUAAGUGAAAAGGUAUAUGGAUUACUAGCUGAUUGGAAAAUUGAAAGUAAGUUGUUUGCUGUGACAUUGGAUAAUGCUUCUGCCAAUGAUACUUUUGUUGAUUAUUUUCAGCUGCAGUUGAAUGCAAGAAAUGUGCUUUUAGAUGAUGGUAAAUACUUUCAUCUUAGAUGUUAUGCUCAUAUUCUUAAUUUGAUUGUGCAAGAGGGGUUGAAGGAAGUUGAUAUUGCUGUUAAAAAAGUGAGGGAAAGCGUUAAGUAUGUGAAAGGUUCUCAAGUUAGAAAACAAAAGUUUCUUGAAUGUGUGAGUUUAGUGAGUUUGAAUACAAAAAGGGGUUUAAGGCAAGAUGUUCCAACUAGGUGGAAUUCUACAUAUCUUAUGCUUCAAAGUGCACUUUACUUUCGGAUGGCUUUUUCUCACUUGGAAAUUAGUGAUUCAAAUUAUAAGCAUUGCCCAUCUAAAGAUGAGUGGGAUAGAAUUGAGAAGCUUAGCAAGUUCUUAGGAGUUUUUUAUGAGAUUACUUGUGUGUUUUCUGGAACCAAGUAUCCAACAACGAACUUGUAUUUUCCUGCUAUAUUCAAGGCACGCUUAACUUUAGAAGAACAAAAGAAUGGGGAUGAUUUGGGUAUGAGAAAUAUGGCUAUCCAAAUGUUUGCUAAAUUUGAGAAGUAUUGGUCUGCAUUUAGCUUGAUUUUAGCUAUAGCUGUGAUAUUGGAUCCUCGUUACAAGAUUCAUUUUGUUGAUUGGAGUUACAAAAAGCUUUAUGGACAUGAUUCUAUGGAGUUUAAAAAAGUUAAGGAGAGCUUAUUUUCUCUCUACCGUGAAUAUGCUAACAAGAUUUCUCCUAGACAUGUUUCAUCAAAUUAUAUGAAUCUUGGCAAUGACUCAGUUGGCACCGGAAUAAUGAGGAUGAUUUUGAGGUAA
Molecule: messenger RNA, 1551 nt
Organism: Ipomoea nil (Japanese morning glory)
Lineage: Eukaryota; Viridiplantae; Streptophyta; Magnoliopsida; Solanales; Convolvulaceae
Product: zinc finger BED domain-containing protein RICESLEEPER 2-like
Exons: 2
Coding region: 1-1551 (516 amino acids)
Molecular function (GO): DNA binding
Source: RefSeq, a predicted model, not a curated record